Carassius gibelio (silver crucian carp) is the source of this 2729-nucleotide messenger RNA. Its product is annotated as arf-GAP with dual PH domain-containing protein 1-like. Gene Ontology annotation, cellular component: intracellular membrane-bounded organelle; plasma membrane. Bases 241 to 1374 code for a protein of 377 amino acids. The record is from RefSeq and is a predicted model, not a curated record. NCBI's taxonomy places the organism in Eukaryota, Metazoa, Chordata, Actinopteri, Cypriniformes, Cyprinidae. The transcript has 11 exons. Gene Ontology annotation, molecular function: GTPase activator activity; phosphatidylinositol bisphosphate binding. Gene Ontology annotation, biological process: positive regulation of GTPase activity.
CUCUCUCUCUCUCUCUCUCUCUCUCUCUCUCUCUCUCUCUCUCUCUCUGUCUCUCUCUCUCAACCUUCAGCGCAAACACAAAGAGGAAGAGAAAAUCUAUAUUGGUCCCCAUUAAGAGACUGCGCCUCGGGCUUCAGCUCUAGACGCGCCUGCGGUCAUCUGAACGAGUCCGUCGCUUCUCCGUACAUCCACCUGCUCGCGACACAUCACCCGAGAAUCGAUCCGUUCCUCCGGCGAGUCAUGGCGGGAGAGGCCGAGCGGAACAGCUGCGUCCUGCGCGAUCUACGGCAGCGGGCCGGUAACGACACCUGCGCGGACUGCGGCGCUGCAGAGCCGGACUGGGUGUCCGUGACGCUGGGUGUGUUUGUGUGUCAGGGAUGCUCGCUCAUCCACAGAAGCAUUGAGAGCCUCAGACAGGUGAAGUCUGUGCUGCAGGACACAUUUGAAGAUAAAGAAAUCGAGUUUAUCGCAUCUAUGGGGAAUGAAGCAGCAAAGGCCAAGUACGAGCAGCUAGCUCCUCCGUUCUAUCACCGGCCGUCCCACACAGACUGCAGGAUUUUGAGGGAGCAGUGGAUCAGAGCCAAGUAUGAGAGACAGGAGUUCAUACACAUCGAGAAACAAGAGCCUUAUUCAGCAGGUUACAGAGAGGGGCUUCUGUGGAAGCGUGGUCGAGACAACGGACAGUUCCUCAGUCGCAAGUUCAUUCUGUCUGAACGAGAAGGAGCGCUCAAGUACUACAACAAGCAUGACGCCAGAGAACCAAAGGCCAUAAUGAGGAUUGAGUCCCUGAAUGCUACGUUCCAGCCGGCUAAGAUAGGGAACCCGUGCGGCCUGCAGAUCACCUAUCUGAGAGACAACAGCACCAGGAACAUCUUUGUGUAUCACGAGGACAGUAAGGAAAUGGUGGACUGGUUCAUGGCGAUCCGAGCAGCCCGCUUUCAUUACCAGAAGGUGGCAUUUCCCGGAGCUAAUGAUGAGGACCUGGUGCCCAGACUGACCAGGAACUUCAUGAAGGAGGGCUUCAUGGAGAAAACAGGCCCAAGGCACACGGAGGGCUUUAAGAAAAGAUGGUUCACCAUGGAUGAUAGGAGACUGAUGUACUUUAAAGAUCCUUUGGAUGCGUACGCACGCGGCGAGGUGUUCAUCGGCAGUAAGGAGAACAGGUACACCGUGGUCUCUGGGCUUCCGGCCUCGAUCCAGGGAUACCACUGGAAGUACGGGAUCACCAUUGGAACGCCGGACAGGAAGUUCCUGUUUGCUUGUGAGACCGAGGCGGAGCAGAAGGACUGGAUCGCAGCCUUUCAGAGAGUCGUCAACCGUCCCAUGAUGCCGCAGGAGUACGCAGUCGAGGCUCAUUUCAAGCACAAGCCUUGAUGCUGUCUGUGAAGCAGGAGCGACGGACUGGACAGUGUCUCGUGAAGCGAGCCUUCCUCUCUUGACCUAGCACUGACCGGACUGUGCUGAACACGGCUUCAUCGUGAGGCUCGUCUAGAACCACAGCAGCGUCAGCCGAGCUACUGUAUAAACAUGGCAUGUGAAUGAUGUAACAUAACAUUUAAUCACAAGUACUACACACCACAGUGCGUUUCGACUGAUGUUAUUUACUGGACUUUGAGUCUUAGUGGAUCCUCAGACACUACACAGGGGGACUUUCUGAUCAUCUGGAGCUUUCCUUCACAGUUCUUGAUCAUUUACUACUUCUGCUGUCUGUAUGUCUGAUGAUCUGUACACAUCAGAAACACACUUCUUGAUUCCUCCUCCUCCACUAGGUGGAAGCACAUCACAGAUCAAGAUGCAUGCGCUCAUCACGGUUUCUUUUUAUGCAGAAUAGGGUUGAUAUUAGCCAUAAACUGAUAUAUCGGCCGAUAUUUGGCCAUUUUGAGAUUAUCGGCUGAAAACCAAGUUCCCUUGAAUGAAUGCGACUAGUGAGAGUUCUCCUUAUCUUAGUCUAUAGACACACUAUAUUUAAGCCUAAAUGUAAGAUUUACUGUAUGCAUUUGAAUUGCAUAUAAAAUUAGGAUUUUAUACAGGUUUAGCAUUAACAAACCUAAUAGACUUAAGGUGAUGCAUAUCUGUCAGUCAUACAUACAUUUAAAUUCUGUGAUGUGUUUAUAACCAGGUUUAUAUAUUUAUUAAUAAAUCCAAUUCGUUUAAAUAGCUUAACUGCAUAAAUGUGAUUGAAUUCACAAAUGUAUGCAUAUUACAAUAAAUUGCAUUUCGAAAGAGCUGCUUAAUUAAAUUAAAUAAAAAAGAUGCAAAUAUUUAUUAAUAAACUAUGAUUUUUGCAUUCAGAAAUCCGACCUGAACUGACAAAUACAGAAUGCAUCACAUUUGUUUAUUUUUUUUCUGCACUUCAAAUACAUAAAUACUACAUUUAGGUCUAAAUAUUUUGAUGCAAACUAAGCAUCUAUGUAAUUAUAUAUAUGUGUAAUUAUUAAAUUGCAUUGUGUAUGUAUGAUUCUUGAUUUCAGCCAGACUGCAUCUGUUGAAGAAUGCAUUAGAAUAUUCUACAGAUUUGAGGAUAUGGAUAUGAAUGGUGUAAUAAUCACAGGCUGUCUCCUUCAGGUUAUGAUGCUAUUCAGCUGUUUUUCUUCCGAUUUGUUUCAGAUAAGAGUUAGUGAAUGUUCACCAACAAACACGUAUCAUGGUGGUAUUACCACAGGUUUGUUUUUGGGGACUUAGAUAAUGUACCGUACAUUAUCAGCUUUAAUAAAUAAGUGCACAUGAAA